Messenger RNA from Amaranthus tricolor (Joseph's coat), 1034 nucleotides. RefSeq lists its product as uncharacterized. The record is from RefSeq and is a predicted model, not a curated record. The transcript has 3 exons. The coding region runs from base 593 to 967 and encodes 124 amino acids. Lineage: Eukaryota; Viridiplantae; Streptophyta; Magnoliopsida; Caryophyllales; Amaranthaceae.
UCCAAUUUGCCUCUUCCACUUAACCCUAUUUUCAUCUUUCACCUUCUAUCUCUCUUUAAUUGCUGUGUUCUCCCAAUUCCGAUUCAAUCUAUCUCGAUCCACCAUUGUUGUUGGUGUUUAUUGCUCCAAAGCUUUUCAUCCUUACUUUUCAGCAUUCAUCAUGAAGAGAUCCAAAAAAGAGCCGAUGGUACCACAAAAACAACCAAAACGAUCUUAUUUUACUUGGAACCAACAAAUGGAUGCUAUACUUAUCUCCACUUUGUUUGAGCAAAUCAGUGAAGGAAAUAAGGGCGAUGGAGAAUUCAAACCACAAGCAUAUCAAGCUGUUACUGAUAACCUAAGGAACCAAUUGGGUUUAUUGGCUACCACCAAACAUGUAAAGAAUCGAAUCAAAGUAUGGAAGAAACAUCAUUCAGUUAUCACAGAUAUUCGCACUUACACCAAGUUUAAGUAGGAUGAUGAUAAAAAGAUGCUUGUUAUCCCAAUUGAAGACCACGAGGAAUGGAGUGCCUAUUGUAAGGUCAAUCCUGUGGCGUCUGCUUAUUGAAAUAAGAUUAUCGAUCAUUGGGAUGAAAUAUGUUCACUAUUUGCCAUGGAUAGAGCUACGGGUCAAGAAGCUGAGCAACAUGAAGAAUCUGUGGCAGCUAUGGAGAAAGAAAAUGAAACUUGCAGUGCAUCUGAGGUAAACACUGCAUCAUCUAACAAGAGGUCAAAGAAAGAUUCUAUCGUGGAUGCUAUUUUUAGAUUUACAGAGUCAUUUGAAAACUAUCUACAAUCAAACAAACUUCCACCUAAGCCCGAUUCCAAAGAGGUUUAUGAUGUUGUUUCAAAGGUUGCCGGACUAGAUCGACAUGAAGUCUUUAAGGCAACAAAGCUGUUUUUGAAGGAUACAGAAGAGUUUGUUAUGUUAAAGGAACUACCAGAAAAUGAGAAAUUAGAUUGGGUGUUACUAUGUCUCAACUCUUGAACCAUUAUGUUUGAUUAAAUGUUACUAUUGAAUUCAAGAAUUGUAAUUCUUCAUUUUUGCCAAACAA